Messenger RNA from Maudiozyma barnettii, 198 nucleotides. RefSeq names its product Htl1p (gene HTL1). Lineage: Eukaryota; Fungi; Ascomycota; Saccharomycetes; Saccharomycetales; Saccharomycetaceae. Bases 1 to 198 code for a protein of 65 amino acids. The transcript has a single exon. The record is from RefSeq and is a predicted model, not a curated record.
AUGUCUCAGAGAAAUGACAACAUAACGCUAAAGACAGCUACUGCCUAUCAGUUGCUUGCACAACGUGAAAAUAUGUGUGAAUUGUUUAAUUUGAUAGACCGUAGCGAGUUAGAUACAUAUUUCGUCAACAAAGAUAAGAAACAAGAGACACUAAAGGAGAUGAAGGAUAGAUUGGAGAAGUUAAAGAAUGAGCUAUAA